GGUUAGGUAACAGGGAAGAUGGCGGCGCACAGGGUUCAUGAGUUAGGCUCUAUGACAUGGCGACUGGCGGGGCAGUUGAGGGCUGGUCUGGGUGGGCUUCGGCUCCCAGCGGCUGGGGCGGUAGUUAGGGGCCCCGGAGCCUCCAGUGGAGCCACAGUCAGGAAUUUUAGUCUACUUCCUUACUCAGUGAACCAAGGGAAGGAUGGAAGUCUGUCCUUGACAGCACAGCAGAGCUGGGUUUGUUAUCUUCGAGGCAGCUGGCGUGGGUACAGCACUGGUUGGAGGUGGCAGGAGGCAGGGAGAGGGGGCAGGAGGAUGUGGGGUCUGGUGUUCGCUUUUGGGGGUGCACUUGGGGUGGUGCAGACCCUAAAAUAUUCCCUGGGGGAGCAGAGAGCAAGGGAAGAGGGGAAGGUCUCAGAAGGAGGUCUCCACCUUACCCUCUACCAGUACAAGACUUGCCCCUUCUGCAGUAAGGUUCGCGCCUUUUUGGAUUAUCACCAACUGCCCUACGAGAUUGUGGAGGUGAAUCCCGUCCUGCGGAAAGAGCUUAAAUUCUCCAGCUACAGAAAAGUCCCCAUUCUCCUAGCGGAUGCUGGUUCCUCCUUGCAAUUAAACGACUCCUCAGUGAUCAUCAGCGCCAUCAAAACUUUCCUUAUAUCCAGGAAAAGCCUGGAGGAGAUUGUGUCGUACUAUCCGGCUAUCAAGGUGACGAAUGAGAAAGGGAAGGAGGUAACAGAGUACCAGAACAGAUACUGGCUGAUGCUAAACGAAGAGGAGACACAGCGGCUGUACGAGUCCAAGGAAUUGCAGAAGGAGGAAAUGAAGUGGCGUCAGUGGGUAGAUAACUGGCUGGUCCACCUCAUCUCUCCUAAUGUUUACCGCACCCCUGGAGAGGCACUGGCCUCAUUUGACUACAUUGUUCGUGAGGGGAACUUUGGCUUCGUGGAAGGCAUCUUCGCAAAGUACGUGGGAGCAACAGCCAUGUUUUUCAUUGGGAAGAGACUGAAAAGCAGGCACAACUUACAAGAUGAUGUCCGUCAGGAUCUGUACAAGGCCGCUAAUACCUGGGUGGCCGCGGUGGGGAAGCACAGGAAGUUCCUUGGUGGCCCACAACCAAACCUGGCGGAUCUGGCUGUUUAUGGGAUCCUGAGAGUCAUGGAAGGUCUGCAGUCAUUUGAUGAUAUGAUGGCAAACACCAAGAUCAAGCCCUGGUACGAGAGGAUGACCAAAGCCGUUCAACAGCAGUCAACAGCACAAUGAGACGAUACUUGAGAACAUUAGUAUGGACGGUCCUGGGCUUCUCACCAUCGAUCAGAUCCAAAAACGUUUUUUUACUCUGUGUGAGCAGCACCCCAGAACGUUAUGGUCACCACUAACUUGGUAAAUUGGCAGUUCCAGGUCGUGACGCGCAUUGUGACCUCUGCUGUUAUAUAAUUACUAAGGUAUAAUGUCACUGAAGUGUGAGGGGGUUUUGCCUAAUUAAAGGCAUAUUAGACGGCAUAUCCCAAUUUUGGUGGCUGGAAGGCUCCAACGUGGCAACAUGUGACAUUGAAACGGUUAUAGCCAUCCUCACCUUGGCCUCCAUUGAUUUUAAUACGCAUUUCAAAUUAAAUGGGUCAAAUUUCUCUGUCCCUAUACUUGGGUAUCUUCACACAGAAUUGCAGGUAGGUUAUAGGGUAUGCCCACUUUUCUUUGAGUUCAGUGUUUUUUUGGGUGUGACAUUGCAGUAGGCAGGACAACCAUAGAAAUGAAUGGGGUUGCAGCACAACUCACACGUUUUCUGUGACCCCUGAAUUGUCAAAUAUCUGACACUGCUGGGUUUUUCACAAUUCUGGGGUUGCUGCAAACAUGCGAAUUGCUCUUUGAUCCCUUUAAUUUCUAUGGCUGCUCUGCUACACUCAUGCUUGUGCCACUUCAUGCCCAAAAUCACUGUAGCCAUUGUUGCAGCCAUUGUUCCAGCCAUCUCCUCUCUCUUUGAUAAUCUCAUGUUGUAUUCGGCCUUACAUAUUGCAGCGUUGUUCCAUAGCCAGAUAACGUAGUCCUUAAAGGGGUUCUCUGCCUUUUUUUAUUUACAGAUAAGCUGAUCACAGGAUAUGUCCAUUCUGCAAACCCCAGUAAUCAUAGUCUGCAGGUUAAAGGGGGUGGCCCAUCUGGGACACUGAUGCCAUAUCGUUAGGAUAUGCUAUCAAUAUCAGAUAGGAGCAGAUCUUAAAGGUGGGACCCGCUCCUAUCUCCAGAACUGACAGAGCAGCUGCACCCACUGUUAAUCCGCUAUAGAAGUUACAAAAAUAGCCAAGCACACGCUCAGCUGUUUUUUGAACUCCCCAAACGGUGAACAGAGAGCAAGCCUAUCUCCUGUUGUAGAGCGAGGUACAGGUCCCACCUAUCUGACACUGAUAUCCUAGUGAUAUGCCAUCAAUGUCCCAAAUGGGAAUAUUAGGUGUUGAGUCCUUCUGCAGCACACCCGCAGGGGAAAUAAAGCAUUACACAGCUCAUAUUAAAGAGGUCCACCUUUUAGAUUUCGACGACCUGCCCUCAGGAUAGGUCAUCAAUAUCAGAUCAGUGGGGUCUUGUACCCUCCCCAAUCAGCUGUUUGUGGUAGCGACAGGUGCCAGAAACAUAUCAGUAGACUCUGUGUAAUGGCCGUGCUGGGGUACCGCAGCAUUUGGGUAAAUGCGUGCUGAAAUGCAGUAUGCUGGCACGACCUCCUUUUGAUUCUAGCUCUGAGCACUAUUUUAUGUCCAGCGCUAACUGCUGAAAACACCUAAUGUGUAAGGGUGCCAGGGGUCGGACCCCCACCUGUCAUUAUCUAAAAGGUGGAAGACCCCUUUAAAAGAAUAGACUGCCCAUGUAGUGCAUGGAGGUGCUGGGAUGCUCUUCAUAGUUGCUCUUGAUUUUUGCUAAUAAAUGAGGAUCCUAAAACAAUAAAACGGGUGGGUUUGAAAGCAGACAACCCCUUUAAUGAUUUUAGAAUCUCUUUCCCUUUUUGAUGA
Molecule: messenger RNA, 2993 nt
Organism: Bufo bufo (common toad)
Lineage: Eukaryota; Metazoa; Chordata; Amphibia; Anura; Bufonidae
Gene: PTGES2
Product: prostaglandin E synthase 2
Exons: 7
Coding region: 19-1260 (413 amino acids)
Cellular component (GO): mitochondrion
Molecular function (GO): prostaglandin-E synthase activity
Source: RefSeq, a predicted model, not a curated record